Messenger RNA from Sinocyclocheilus grahami, 1284 nucleotides. Its product is annotated as utrophin-like. Gene Ontology annotation, cellular component: plasma membrane. The coding region runs from base 31 to 1284 and encodes 417 amino acids. NCBI's taxonomy places the organism in Eukaryota, Metazoa, Chordata, Actinopteri, Cypriniformes, Cyprinidae. The record is from RefSeq and is a predicted model, not a curated record. Gene Ontology annotation, biological process: synaptic signaling. Gene Ontology annotation, molecular function: protein binding; zinc ion binding. The transcript is spliced from 12 exons.
AAUCAGCACCAGCAGUUGCAAUGCUCUCAAAUGGAUAAGAGACAUUUCUCCCAUGACCUUUUGUCUGUUUCCGUUCGGUUCCCUUGGCAAAGAGCUGUUUUUCAUAACGGUGUCCCUUAUUAUAUCAAUCAUGAGCAGCAGACCACCUCAUGGGAUCAUCCAAAGAUGACACAGCUAUUUCAGUCAAUGGAUGAUCUGAGCCAUGUGCGUUUCUCUGCUUACCGCACAGCGAUGAAGAGCCGCCGGCUACAGAAAGCCCUCUGCUUGGACCUUUUGGAGCUCAGCAUCGCCCAGAGUGUCUUUGAUCAACACAAACUCACGCAUAAUGGGCAGCUACUGGAGAUUCCUGGCAUCAUAAACUGUCUCUCCACAAUCUACCGUGAACUUCAGCAGGUGCAUCCGGAUCUGGUUAAUGUGCCUUUGUGUGUGGAUCUGUGUCUAAACUGGCUUCUAAAGGUCUACGACAGCGACAGAAGUGGAAAAGUUCAAGUGUUGUCCAUGAAGAUCGGCUUGUUUUCUCUUUCAAAAGGACCUCUAAAGGAUAAGUACAAAUAUCUGUUCGCUCAGGUUGCUGGCGCUGCAGGCGUCUGUAACCAGAGGCAGCUGGCAUUACUGCUACACAACAGCAUCCAAAUCCCACACCAGCUCGGGGAGGCCGCAGCGUUCGGAGGGAGGAACAUGGAGCCCAGUGUCCGUAGCUGCUUUCAGAAUGUGGGCCGUGAUGAUGUCAUUGAGCUGCAGCAGUUUGUGGACUGGAUGCAUUUGGAGCCGCAGUCCAUGGUCUGGUUGCCUGUCCUUCAUAGAGUCGCCGCCGCAGAAACUGCCAAACAUCAGGCCAAAUGCAACAUCUGUAAAGAGUGUCCCAUGGUGGGCUUCAGGUAUCGGAGUCUGAAGCAAUUCAACCACAAUGUGUGUCAGAUGUGUUUUUUCUCGGGAAGGAUUUCCAAGGACCAUCAUCUCAGCUAUCCAAUGGUGGAGUACUGCACCCCUACCACCUCAGGAGAAGAUGUGCGUGACUUCACCAAGGUGCUGAAAAACAAGUUCCGCUCAAAGAAGUACUUCACCAAACACCCUCGGCUCGGCUACCUGCCCGUGCAGACCAUCCUGGAGGAAGAGCAUUCAGAGACCCCUGUUGCAUUUGUAAGCAUGUGUCCAGAAAAAAAAGUCAGAAUUGCCAGAUUUAAACUCAGAAAUCUGAGGAUGUUUUUGGCAACUUCACAUGAGAUUCUUCAAUCAGAUGAGAUCGUGGUGGCCUGGGAUCUGAAGUUUGAGUUCUUUGUGUAA